Gastrolobium bilobum is the source of this 2986-nucleotide messenger RNA. Its product is annotated as probable transmembrane GTPase FZO-like, chloroplastic. The transcript is spliced from 11 exons. Gene Ontology annotation, molecular function: GTP binding. The record is from RefSeq and is a predicted model, not a curated record. Gene Ontology annotation, cellular component: chloroplast membrane. The coding region runs from base 104 to 2887 and encodes 927 amino acids. Gene Ontology annotation, biological process: thylakoid membrane organization. NCBI's taxonomy places the organism in Eukaryota, Viridiplantae, Streptophyta, Magnoliopsida, Fabales, Fabaceae.
GCAAUCUCUCUCCUUCUAUCUUCUCUUCUAUCUGUCCUUUUGUUUCUUGUUUCCACACACACACGCACACACCUUGUUCAUACUGCUUCCGUUCCUCAAAUCCAUGGUACCAUGUUCCGUAACAACCCCUUCUUCACUGAUUACUACAUUUCUUCCCCGCCACACCUCCUUCUCUCGCUCCCUCCCACUUUCCCUUCGCCGAACGCAUGCUUGCCUCAACUCCAUCUCCAGCGGUUCCAAAUCCAAUGGCUCUGGUCAAUACAACCAACAAGGGUUCCGCCCAAAUCAGCAGCCUCAGCCACAGCCCAGAACUUUGUACCCGGGUGGGUACAAGAGACCCGAAAUUAAGGUCCCUACUCUGGUUCUUCAAUUGGACCCUGACGAGGUUCUGAACGGUGGAGAUGAUGCAUUAGAUUUGAUCAACAAGGCUGUGUCGAAAUGGGUUGGGAUUGUGGUGCUUACUAGCACUGAAGCAAGUGGUGGCAAGCUUUAUGAAGCUGCUUGCUUGUUGAAGUCCCUCGUUCAGGAUCGCGCUUAUUUGUUGGUUUCAGAGCGUGUUGACAUUGCUGCUGCUGCUGGUGCUAGUGGGGUUUUGCUCUCUGAUCAAGGUCUUCCUACUGUUGUUGCUAGAAAUACAAUGUUGGAUUCUAAAUCUGAAUUGGUGAUUCUUCCCUUGGUAGCUAGGAUUGUCCAGACCGUAGAUGCUGCAGUAAAUGCAUCUAAAUCCGAAGGUGCUGAUUUUCUUAUAUAUGGCGGUGGUGAUUUUAAACGUGUUAGUCAGGAAGUUGAUUCUGUGUGUGAGAACGUGAAGAUACCUGUUUUUGUCUCGUGUACUUUGGGUGGGAAAAAUAUGUCUUAUGCUGAAGCAUCGAGUUUGCUCGAAUCUGGUGCUAGUGGUUUUGUUGCUAGUUUGGGAAAUUUUGGUUUGUUUGAUGAUGAUUUCAUGCGCAAACUGUUUAAAACUGGGUAUGGAAAUGAUAAGGGAAUACUAGAUGAUCGUGGCAGCAAUAUUGGCGAGAAUAAUUUAUUGAACAUGGAUAAUGGUUUUCAGAGUAAAACGGAGGUUGUGGCUGGAUUUAUUAAACUGGAGGAUAGGGAGAAACAGUUAAUAGAAACAGAGAGAUCCAUUUUGAAUGAAGCUAUAGACGUUAUCAAGAAAGCUGCACCACUGAUGGAGGAGGUUUCACUUCUUAAUGAUGCAAUUUCUCAAAUUGAUGAGCCAUUCUUACUGGUUAUAGUGGGGGAAUUCAACUCCGGUAAAUCUACUGUGAUUAAUGCGCUUCUUGGAGAAAGAUAUCUGAAAGAAGGAGUUGUUCCAACUACUAAUGAGAUCACAUUUUUACGGUAUACUGACUUAGAUAUUGAAGAACAACGUUGUGAAAGGCAUCCGGAUGGUCAAUAUAUUUGCUACCUUCCGGCUCCAAUUCUUAAAGAAAUGACCAUUGUUGAUACACCUGGAACUAAUGUGAUUCUUCAGAGACAACAGCGUCUUACAGAGGAAUUUGUACCCCGUGCAGAUUUACUUCUUUUUGUUAUUUCUGCCGAUCGCCCUUUAACUGGAAGUGAGAUUGCUUUUCUUCGUUAUUCUCAGCAGUGGAAGAAAAAAGUGGUCUUUGUUUUGAACAAAGCUGACAUAUAUCAGAAUACUCAUGAGCUUGAGGAAGCAAUGUCUUUCAUUAAGGACAACGUACAGAGAUUGUUGAAUACUGAAGAUGUGAUAUUGUAUCCUGUAUCUGCUCGAUCUGCUCUUGAAGCAAAACUUAUGGCUGCUUCUAAUGUUGGGAAGCUUGAUGAAGAAUUAUCAGUCUCUGGUUCUCAUUAUGGUGCCAGCAGCUUCGAUGUGCUUGAAAAGUUCCUGUAUAGCUUUCUAGAUGGUUCAACAAUCCUGGGAAUGGACAGAAUGAGGCUCAAACUUGAAACACCUAUUGGAAUUGCAGAUAGACUAAUUUCUGCAUGUGAAACUCUUGUGACACAAGACUACCGAUAUGCGAAGCAGGAUUUGUCUGCAGUAAAUGAUGUCGUUAAAAGUGUAAAUGAUUUUGCAUUGAAUAUGGAAACUGAGAGCCUAUCUUGGAGGAGACAAACUGUAUCUUUGAUUGAAACUACAAAGUCACGUGUUGUUGAGCUUGUUGAAGCUACUCUUCAAUUGUCAAAUCUUGAUAUUAUUGCUUCAUAUGUUUUCAAAGGAGAACAAUAUGCUCUUCCCGCUACCUCAAGAAUUCAAAAUGACAUAAUCAGUCCUGCUGUGUCAGCUGCUCAGAAAAUACUUGGAGAAUACGAAGACUGGUUACUUUACAAAAAUACCCAACAAGGGAGACUAUACAAGGAAUCUUUUGAAAAACGAUGGACCUUGAUUCAUGAAAAUAGUCAGAUGAAUUUUGAGACGUAUGAAUUACUAAAGAAAGUGGAUCAAGCUGGCAGUCAGGUGAUUGAAAAUUUCAGCAGCAGUGCAGCUUCAAAGUCACUUGAGCAAGAAGUCCGAGAGAUGUUUGUAGGGACUUUUGGUCAACUAGGUGUGGCUGGUUUAUCUGCUUCACUACUAACAUCUGUACUGCCAACCACAUUGGAAGAUCUUCUUGCUCUUGGUAUUUGUUCGGCUGGCGGGUAUCUAGCAAUAUUAAAUUUCCCAACUCGUAAGCAGAGUGUGAUAGAUAAAGUGAAAAGGCAAGCAGAUACCUUGGCAUAUGAACUCGAAGAGGCCAUGAAGAGGGAUUUCACUGAAGCCAUAGGAAAUUUGGAUACCUUCGUGAAAGUCCUUAGCAAACCUUACCAAGAUCAAGCGCAGAAUAGACUUAACAAGCUAGUAGAGAUUCAAGAAGAAUUAUCAAAUGUUGAGAAAAAACUUAGAACGCUUCAAAUUGAUAUUCAAAAUCUUCACGUGUCAUGACUUUUUUGAACUAUCCUAUUCUGUUAUUGAUACAAAAGAAGUUCAUCCUUUUUAACAGUUGCAAUGUAUUACCGGCAAUGCGAGUGGAAAAUUGUCUUU